This is a messenger RNA of Postia placenta MAD-698-R-SB12, 423 nucleotides long. RefSeq lists its product as hypothetical. The record is from RefSeq and is a predicted model, not a curated record. The transcript is spliced from 3 exons. The coding region runs from base 1 to 423 and encodes 140 amino acids. NCBI's taxonomy places the organism in Eukaryota, Fungi, Basidiomycota, Agaricomycetes, Polyporales, Adustoporiaceae.
AUGCACGGCGGAAGGCUCUUACAGAGCAAACCCUUGCCGAAGACGAAUACCCUAUCUGUUGCCUCUUCGAGCGUGAUGCUGUAUCCCUCACGCCCGAGACUGCCACAUAUACAUCUCCGAAGCCGCAGCUGGGUAGGGGUCUGUUUGCCCGCCAGGAGGUGGGCGCCUCAGUGUCGGUGUCCCCUACGGCCCAUCAGCUCUCGUGGUGUUUCACCAGGUGCACUGUCUGGCGCGGGUCUGCGAUAUGACGAUCCUAUGCGAUGUGAACCUCAUGCUCCAGGCGGUUAUCCUGGUCCUGGGUGUGUGAAGCGGAGAUCGAUCUAUUGUAUCAAUGACUUUGAUCACGAUGCUGUGACUCAAGACAUUUUCAGAUGCUUUAUCAGGUCCCCAUGGGAUGUGCAAUUGAACUCUAUGGCAAUUUAG